This is a messenger RNA of Trichoderma asperellum CBS 433.97, 276 nucleotides long. Lineage: Eukaryota; Fungi; Ascomycota; Sordariomycetes; Hypocreales; Hypocreaceae. The record is from RefSeq and is a predicted model, not a curated record.
GAAGAAAAAAAAAGAAAAAAGAAAACCCAAGUCGCUCAAUCGGUCCAUUGAUCCAUCGAUCCCAUUCAUUUUUAAGAAAAGAUAUGCCAAGCCAAGCGUGCGAGGCGCUAAGGAAAGCCGCCAAAUGCCAACGGAGAGUGAAGAAUCCUCCCCCUCGAGUCAUUUCCUGCAGCUUUUUGAUAGCGGAUUUGGACUUGUCUUAUGCGUGUGUGUGUGUGUGUGUGUCGCCGAAAACUUUUUUUUAGUAUAAUGAUGACAGUAGCUUCGCUCGCUCCA